Molecule: messenger RNA, 798 nt
Organism: Guillardia theta CCMP2712
Lineage: Eukaryota; Cryptophyceae; Pyrenomonadales; Geminigeraceae
Exons: 11
Coding region: 1-798 (265 amino acids)
Molecular function (GO): protein binding
Source: RefSeq, a predicted model, not a curated record
AUGUCGCAAGCCGCCAAGGCUGCUCUCGAGAGCAUCUCGUUCAUGGAGAAGAGUCUGGCUCAUCGUGUGAAGGCGUUUGGCCUGGACCACGACGAGUCCGUGAGGCAGUGGAAGCGGCUGGUGACAGAGUACAACGUGGCUGCCAUGAAGAUGCUACAGACUGACGACUACGAGCUGGCCAUGGACCUGCUGAACCGAGCGAAGGAGCUGACCAAAGGCGACGUGAAGUUUGGGGAGGCUGACGACAGGAGGAAACUUUUGGCCAUCACGUUCAAUAACAUGUCCUGCAUCCACAAGAAGAGAGGCUUCCUCAAGACAGCUCUAGGCUUCGCCGAGAAGGCCCUGAAGCUGGAGAUCGCGAGCAGCAAGGCAGACAAUCCAGCUUGUACCCACCUGAACCUGUGCGCUAUCCUGUCAAGGCUGGGCCGCCACCAGCAUGCCCUGCAGCACUGCCAGUGUGCGCUGGACCUUCUGCUUGGGGAGAACUAUGCUAGUGGGGUGACGCCGGGAUUUCUAGACGAGAUGGGGGAGGAGAAGGACUCGUCGAUUCUCGCCGUGUGCUAUCACAACAUGGCGUAUGACAAGGCGAUCCAGAGCUAUCUCAAGUCGGUGGAGACAGCUGGGCAGGAGCUGGGGAUGGAUCACGCGAUAACGCAGGCGUUCGAGAGCAGAGCGAACGAGGCGGUGCCUCUGCUGGAAGCGAAGCUGAGAGAGAGCAAGCGGAGCAAGAAGGUCAACGAGUACGACCAGAAGUUGGCGGCGUACGCGAAGAAAACUCCGAGGGGGACAAUGAGAUGA